Molecule: messenger RNA, 1680 nt
Organism: Cucurbitaria berberidis CBS 394.84
Lineage: Eukaryota; Fungi; Ascomycota; Dothideomycetes; Pleosporales; Cucurbitariaceae
Exons: 2
Coding region: 1-1680 (559 amino acids)
Source: RefSeq, a predicted model, not a curated record
AUGAAGGGCUCUCUUGCGUUGCUCGCCCUCAUGGGUGCAGCUGCCGCCGCCCCAUACGGUGAGGAUCAGUACCCCGAAAACACGCCCUCGGCGUAUGUACCUGCUCCCCCAUCGUCCGAGUACUCCCCUCCCAAGCCCACCUCGGAGAAGGUGUACCCUCCUGUCAAGCCCAGCUCGUCGGAGGGCUACCCUGCUGUCCCCCCUCCUAAGCCCACCACUUCGGAGAAGGGCUACCCCCCAGUUCCGGCCAGCUCAUCUGUCUACACACCAGUACAGCCGAGCUCGUCUUCAGCCGUUCCCCCCAAGCCAACGUCGUCGACUACGUCGGAGAAGGGAUAUCCUCCCGUUCCUCAGUCUUCCAGCACCCCAUGCCCUGAGGAGAGCAGCAGCACCGGUUACCCCCCUGCUCCUCCCCAGGUGACCUCUUCGACUUCAUCGGAGAAGGGCUACCCCCCUGUGCCUCCCAAGGCUACUUCCUCCACCACCUCGGAGAAGGGCUACCCCCCUGUCCCGGCAAGCUCAUCUGUCUACACUCCCGUGAAGCCGAGCUCGUCUUCGGAGAAGGGCUAUCCUCCCGUCCCCCCCAAGGCGACCUCGUCGACUUCGUCGCAGGGCUACCCCCCAGUUCCUCAGUCCUCGAGCACCCCGUGCCCCGAGGAGAGCAGCAGCACCGGAUACCCGCCUGCUCCCCCCAAGCCCACCACUUCGGAGAAGGGAUAUCCUCCUGUUCCUCCUAAGCCUACUACGGAGUACCCCGUCCCUCCCAAGUCUUCGGGCACCGGCUACCCCCCUGCUCCUCCCAAGCCUACCACUUCGGAGAAGGGUUACCCUCCCGUUCCCCCCAAGCCCACGACUGAGUACCCCCACCCACCCAAGUCCUCCGGCUACCCUCCUGCGCCUCCCAAGCCAGUGACGAGCUACGGCAACUCGACCACUCCUUGCCCCGAGACUUCUACUCCUCCCCCCGUCAAGCCCACCACGGAGUACCCUCACCCCCCUAAGCCAUCGAGCUACGUCCCAGUGCCUCCUGCGCCUUCUUCGUACGUCCCGGUGCCCCCCAAGCCAUCCAGCUACGUCCCGGUUCCUCCAGCUCCCUCGUCGUACGUCCCGGUGCCCCCGGCUCCUUCGUCGUACGUCCCGGUCCCUCCUAAGCCUUCGAGCUACGUCCCGGUCCCCCCGGCUCCUUCAAGCUACGUUCCGGUUCCUCCCAAGCCCUCCAGCUACGUACCUGUCCCCCCUGCUCCUUCGAGCUACGUCCCGGUUCCCCCGGCGCCAUCCAGCUACGUGCCAGUCCCCCCUGCGCCAUCCAGCUAUGUGCCAGUUCCCCCUGCGCCCUCUAGCUACGCCCCGGUUCCCCCGGCGCCAUCCAGCUACGUGCCAGUCCCCCCUGCGCCAUCCAGCUAUGUGCCAGUUCCCCCUGCGCCAUCCAGCUACGUGCCAGUUCCCCCUGCGCCGUCUAGCUACGCCCCGGUGCCCCCGGCUCCUUCGAGCUAUGCACCAGUUCCCCCGGCUCCCUCUGCCUCCAAGCCCCAGCCUCCUCCCGUUGGCACUGGCUACACCCCCAAGCCUCCUGCUGGCACAAGCUCCGCUCCCCCACCCGAGUUCACUGGUGCGGCUAGCGCGACCAAGCCCGUUGUUGCCUUCUUGGCUGCAGCCCUUGCUUUCAUCGCCCUAGUUUAA